Ziziphus jujuba (common jujube) is the source of this 1600-nucleotide messenger RNA. RefSeq names its product transcription factor MYB4. The record is from RefSeq and is a predicted model, not a curated record. The coding region runs from base 108 to 1103 and encodes 331 amino acids. The transcript is spliced from 3 exons. NCBI's taxonomy places the organism in Eukaryota, Viridiplantae, Streptophyta, Magnoliopsida, Rosales, Rhamnaceae.
UCUCUAUUAAUUAUUCUCUCAGAAGAGCAAAUUAUUAUACUAGCUACGACACAAAAUCAAACAAAUUAAGCAGAGAGAGAAAGCUUGAUCAGCUUGAGGGCUUCAAUAUGGGUCACCAUUCUUGCUGCAACCAACAGAAGGUAAAGAGAGGUCUUUGGUCUCCUGAAGAAGAUGAAAAGCUCAUUAGAUACAUCACCACCCAUGGCUAUGGCUGUUGGAGUGAAGUCCCUGAAAAAGCUGGGCUUCAAAGGUGUGGAAAGAGUUGUCGUCUGAGAUGGAUUAAUUAUUUGAGGCCUGAUAUUAGAAGAGGCAGAUUUACUCCUGAGGAAGAGAAACUGAUUAUUAGCCUCCAUGGAGUUGUAGGAAACAGAUGGGCACAUAUAGCAAGUCAUUUGCCUGGUAGAACAGACAAUGAGAUAAAGAACUAUUGGAAUUCAUGGAUCAAAAAGAAAAUACGAAAACCAUCUUCUACUUCUUCUUCAACAACUACAACUACUGCACCUAAUAGCUCUGAUCAUCAUCCCCAAAUGUGUUACACUUCCAACCAACUAGAUUUCGUAAAUCAAGAUUUGACGACCACGACAACCAUGUCCAAGUCUUCGUCCCAAGACCAUUCACUAUUUUCUUCAUCAUGCCCUUUGUUCAUGUUUGAUACUGGUACCAUCGAAGGUGCGGCUGAAAGCAACAAUGUACGUCCGGAGCUAUUUCAAGAAGUAGGUUUGAGCACCGAGGCAUGGAAUUUGAACCAUCAUCACCAAGUUCAAGCACUUCCUCAAGCGUUUUCGAACGGAAUGGACACCAACUAUUUGCCACCGUUGAUAGAGAACAUGGUUAAUCCUGGUCAUCAUCAUCAUGGUCAUGAUCAUCAUCAACAAAUACAAUCAUGUAGUAUGGAUGAAGAAGGAGAUCAAAUGGCAGGUUUGGAAUGCUUUCAGAGACAGGAAUUGAAUGAAUGGGUUGAAUCACAGCAACAAUGUUCGAAUUUCCUUUUCUGGGACAAUGUCAUGGAAGGACAGCUUGUUGGUGGAGAAAUUGCACCAACUUCUUCUUCUUCAAGUAUGGGAGUGAUUAACAAUCUCUCUUCUUUUCCUUCCUCUUUAUAAGAUAUUUUAACGGCAAGGAAAAAUCUUUCUCUUCUCUUUCCUUUUUUUUUUUUAAAUUUUUUUUAGCAAGAGUUUCGAAAAUGGUCCAUUAAGGGUUUUGAAAAAAACGUAUACAAAGAAGUUUGUUUUGUUUAUUUUGAUGGGUGAGAUUGUGAAAAUAUGAGGAGCGAAAAAAAAAAAAAAAAAAAGAAAAUAAAAGCACGGAUAUGCAUGCAAAUGUUUAUUGUUUUGGGGAUUUUUUUUUUUUUUUUUUUUUUGGGGGGAGAUGUUUGGAAAUUAACAUAAAGACAGGAAAAAAGAAUAAAAGGCAACGUAAGCCCACCACAGCCACACAGCAGCUAUUUUGGAAAGUUGAUUAUGAGAUUCCCCCUACAAUCAUGGUUUCGAAUGUUUGUCACACAUGGUGUUGAAUUAUAGUCAAAGUUUUUUUUUUUUCCUUAAUUUUUUUUUUAUAUGCCUUUUUGGAUCUACCAAGCUUAAUGUAUAAUGGGCCAAGA